AUGCUUGAUUGUUGGGCCUAUUUCUUAUUUGAGCUCCUUUGGUUCAAUGAUAGGUUACUGUUCAUGUAGGGUUAGGAAUUAGGAUACUCAUAACCUCCUUGCCACUUCACGUGUUAUCCGGCCGCCGUCGUCGCCACUGCAUCAAUGAAGGAGCGCCGUGUGUAGGAGCUUCCCCCUCUCACCGACCAGCUGUACCAGCGUUUGUGCAUCGAUGCCCGAUCCCUAUGUGCUGGAUUCCUUCGUUCUCCUCACCUACAGUUAGGAUAACCUAGUACUUCCAUCUUCAACCCGCGAAUUCUGGCGUCGUUACUCUCUCUACUCCAUCGUUAUCUCUGACCUAUCCUAUCUACUGUUCACAUGACGCAGCUACUAUUGACCUGCAUCUACGUUACCAAACAGCUGUGGAGCAAGCUUUACAGUAUUUCCAAGGCUCCAUUUGUUGGUAUAAAUGUAACAAACAGGGAGUGUCUUAACUUGAUACCUCACAAAAAUUCUCAUUCGCUAGGAUGUGGCUUCUAGCAGCCCAAUUUGAAAUACGUCAAUUGAAUCUCAAGGGUGCUCGUGUAAUAUUAGGAAAUGCUAUUGGAAAGGCUCCUAAAGAUAAGGUUUCGAUUUAAAGUGGAGGUUUUUGAUGGGCAAGAUAGUGCUGUCUUCUUGCUAUUUGAUCUUGAGGCAGAGCUUUUAGCUGGCUUUUCAUGUGAAAAGAUUCUGAACACUAUUGAAAUUGAGAAGAAAGUCAUUCAUGAUGGUGAUUACCCAUAUGACAUUGAAGAACGCCUAGCUGGCAAAGAAAUGCUAUUCAAAGUGUGCAACAAUUCUAGGGUUAAGCAUGACCGAGAUGAUUGCUUCCAAAUUCUUAGGAUAUGUACUAACCUUGGCAAAGUUCUCUCCCCCUUUAGUGAGCUGGACAUAACUGGAGAGGAUGGUGAGAUUAGCCUUAAUGUGACUGGUGAAAAAAGUGCAUUGGCUGGUAGCAAUGCAAAGGACAAAGGACCUCACCAUUUACGCAAGAAGUUGCUGAUAGACUUUGAACCAGAUGAAGAAGAUGAUGCUGGACUUGCUGGUAGGGAUGAUGGUACUUUUGCAAAGAUCAGUCCUCUCUCUAAUAUGGCCCGUGAUGCUAAUGGGGAAGGUAAUAUGCCAGAUGCCAUUCAAUCUCAAACCGAUGCUAAAGGCACUGUGAAUUCUGCAGUAGAGACCGGCAUAACUUCUGGUGUGGUUCAUGAACCUAAAACACCUAUGUUUGGAGUUGAAUUGACUACCAAGAACAGCAAAGGUCUGUUUGCAGUUAAGAUUGAGGCAACUGCUGAUGCUGGCGCAGUCCCUCAUGAGGGAGCUAAUUGCAACUCUGGUCUGAAAUCUAUGCCAUUGUUUGGAGAAGAAAGCAUAGAGGCCCCCUUGACUAUGAAUUCUACUAAGAAGAAUCUGAAGAUUGAAGUUUCCCACGUUGAAGUUGAAGAAGUUCUGAACAAGAUGGUUGAUGAUUCUCACAUAAUUGUCAUAUCAGAUGAUGAGGAUGAUGUUGGUGCUUGAUGCAUAUCUUAGCUUAUUAUCUACAUGGAAGAUGGAGGACGUUAGUUGUCCUCUCUUGCUAUAAAAGAUGAAGAUUGUCUUCUAAGACAACUGCCACCAAGGGCUUUCUAUUUUGCUACUAUUAUCAUCUACUACUAUUAGGUCUUUUUGAUGGGUGAAUUAGAACUUGCCACUGUGCUACCAGCAUAGUUACACACUCCAAUUUGAUGUUGUGUACUUAGGUAUAUGUAGUUUGCAUUGGAUGUAUCCUGAAAAUGCUGUAAUGCAACCAUAUGUAUUAAUUAAAUAACUUCCAUGUUCAAAAGUUUAUGUUCAGCUUCCAGUUUAAAUCA
Molecule: messenger RNA, 1865 nt
Organism: Lotus japonicus
Lineage: Eukaryota; Viridiplantae; Streptophyta; Magnoliopsida; Fabales; Fabaceae
Exons: 6
Coding region: 577-1533 (318 amino acids)
Source: RefSeq, a predicted model, not a curated record